GCCGCAGAAAAAGAAAGCGACGCAGGAAGGAAGCAAAGUUGAAAGCUUUGUGAAUAAAGACAGCGAUAGUUUGACAUGUUGUGAAUAUAUCGAGCCGCUUUGUUUGUUCUUGUUAUGUUAAACACAAUAUCUGUGGCUGUGAGUGACUGCAGUUUAUGGAGAUCGAGUACACGGGCUGCUGUCUUCCGUUAGCUGCUUAGCCUCCUUAGCUCGCCCGUUAGCCUCUCCACAUCAAAACAAGACGCCGAACAAGAUGAACGUGGUGAAAAACACGAGUUUACUCCCGAACCUGCGCGACGAGGAGACGGUGCUGGUGGAAAACGCGAUCCGACUCGCGAUAGACUCGAUAAUAAACGUGCUGUGCGGCGUGAACAGCGCCAGGACUCGGGAGUACCAGCAGAUGGUGGCGGACCGGGACGAAGAGAUCCAGCGGCUCGAGAGCGGUCUGAAGAGGAUCGAGCACGAGCUGCACUUGCUCCGCAGACAGGGGUGCACCUGCGAGCUGUUCACUGACGAGCACGGCCUGGAGCACGGCCUGGAGCACGGCCUGGACCCAGGCUCCUCACAGGCUGACCAACACCUGCAGGCGGCACAGGAGCAGAGCGGCUUCGAACCCGGAUGCAUGGACGCUGAGGUGAUCGCAGGGCAGCAGGAGUGUGAGAUGAGCAUUUCGUUAGGACUUUUUGCCGGACCCCCCUCGCACGCUUCUUCCGAAAGCCACGACUCGGCUCCUCCGUCGUUCCCCGGCAGAAUGUGCCUGGAGCAGGCCUGCGCCUCCCAGUCGUCCUCAGAGACGUCGGGUGUGUCCGAGCAAGCGAGACGGCACCUACCGCCGUCCCCCAGCAGCCUCGUGGUCAAAGAGGAACCGUGUGACGUCGACGCGGUCCUGAUCAAGUGGGAAAUGAGUGAGGAGAGUUUCAGGGAGCACCAGGAGAGCACAGGCAGCCUGUUUCAGGAAGAAGAAGAAGAAGAAGAAGAGGAAGAGGAAGAAAGCCUCACCGUCAAAAAUAAACACGAUAACGCAGAGUUUCGGGGGAAACUGCCAGUCCACCCAGAUAGACACCAAAUCACAGAGGGACAACACUUAAGGAACAAGAAGAAAAGCGUCCCGAUGUCUGAUCUGCCAGAGGAGGCUCAGAGACUGAAGAGGGCGGCGUGGAGAGCAGCAUCCAGGCGCUACUACGCCCGCAAAGUAGCCCGGCAGCAGGUGAACCCCUCCCAUUCCGCCACCUUCCCUCACAUGCCGGCGUUGCAGUAUCCGCAGCCUCUCUCUUUUGUGGAUAAGAGGAGGACGCUGAUAUCUCACUUACCUGAAGAGUCCCAGAUAAUGCAGAGGGAGGCGUGGAGGGCAGCGUCCAGGAGGUACUACGCAAGAAAAAUGUCUCGCCACCAGGCUGAGCCUGCGCAGUACGGACACCUGCUCCAGAACACAGAGCCAUCUGGAGAAUCACAGGAAUCUGAGCGAGGAUCCCGAAGCAACACUGAAGGAAUAAUGUGCAGAUGAUAGAUGGGUUUCAUGUUUGGAGACAAAACUUAAAGGGUUACUUCAGGGGUGUUUUUGAAUUGUGGUUAUAUGAGGUAAUGACACAUGAACUGUCUCCAUCGAGUGUCUGGAUUUGUCUUCCAGAUGCUGUCAAAGCGAAUGGAUGUGCAACCUCACAUCAAUGAAAAACGACAUUGCAUCGUGUGAAAGUAGUUAACAGUUUAUUCCUUUUAUCCACAAAGUAAACACCAGAAUAUAAAGUCACAAACAUAUUAUACUAUUUCCCUGUUCUGUGGUCAAAGGGAUUAAGGGUUUCUCCUUAAGGCCUCUCACUGAAAACAUGGCUGUUUUAGCCACAAACAAAAGGCUCAGCUAAUAAAAUAUACACCUGUUUAACUAUUAUGAUGUUUUAAAAGUACGUUUGCCAUUAAUAUCUCUCUGUUGGACUUUUCCUACUACAAACUGAAGAUGUCGCUUUGUAAACGCUCCCAACACCAAAGUGUACAGACAAAGUCAGUGGUUUUAUUUAAUGGCACGCUGGUGUUUCCAUCGGUAUGUUCAUGUGUGACUUCUGUGUCCUUCAGUGACACAAACUGACCACACGAGGCAGCAGUAGACCAGCAGCUCCUGUGUUCCCACAAGCUAAAAACACUGAUUUUCUUUCUCUAUGAACUUUGGUGCAGGAGAGUGAGAGCGGUGACACAAAGUGACACAAAGUGACUUCAGCAGGUGCAACAAAGUUUCCAUGUUGUGUGAUUCAGUGUAUUUAUGCUGCAGGUUGCUCUUAAUGUGUUGUUGCCAGUUUGUGAGACAAACUUCCAUCUGCAAAUAUUGUGUGUAAACAGUGUUUGACGACGCAUUAAACAGAGAAACCGGUUUGCUGCUGUUUGCUGUCAUUAAGAAACACACAACGUGGAGUCAGUUACAGCAAAGUGUAACUUUCAUUAAAUGAUUUCAAUAAUACAGGCCAACUGUCCAGGGUGUGGAUUUCAAUCAUGUUUUCCCUCCUGUCGUCACUAGCAGUAACAUCACAAAGACAGAGAGCCUGAGGGCGUCAUUACCUCGUACAACCACACAAAUAAACCUGUACUAUCACUUUGAUACUUGAACACUGGGGUACCUGAUGGAUUUGUAUUGAUAAUGUUGAUUUGUCUAGAGUGUUAAGAUCCAAAUGUGUUUUUUAAGUUAAAUUUUAAUAAUUCUUAGUUGAAUUAUGUGAUGAAUAUUCCCCCAACAGUCACGGUUUCAAAAUUCUUCAGCGAUAAAUAUUUAAUAUAUAAAUAGUUUUGUACUACAUUGCAGUGGCCCUGGACUCCAAUAUUUCUAAUGACAAUUAACUCCAGUGGUCAUAGAAUUACAGUAUAAGCUUCUCUAUCUUUAAAGGUGAAGGGUGUACUGGCGUUUUCUUUUCAUCGUUUUAUUCAAAGCACGUUAAAUAAUAAAACACUUUCAACACA
Solea solea (common sole) is the source of this 2940-nucleotide messenger RNA. RefSeq lists its product as uncharacterized. The record is from RefSeq and is a predicted model, not a curated record. Bases 254 to 1504 code for a protein of 416 amino acids. The transcript has 4 exons. NCBI's taxonomy places the organism in Eukaryota, Metazoa, Chordata, Actinopteri, Pleuronectiformes, Soleidae.